AUCAUGUUUAACAACAGACUCUGACAUUUAUUAACAGAACUGAAAUACGGAAAGUCAUCAUUGCAUUUCACGAGAAACAGCUGCUCUCAUUUGAUUUCUGAAUGGGUUUACUGAAUGCAAGUCAGCUUGCAGUCAGAGCCGCCAGAUGCUGCCUGAGCCCCCUUUCAACAUCAAAAUCAUGGCUUUCCACCAAAACCACCCCCCUGGGAGACAAGAACAUCCUGCUCAUGGGCCCUCCUGGAGCAGGGAAGACCACAGUGGGGAAGAUAGUGGCCCACAAACUCGGCCUGCCGGUCGUAGACGUUGACGAUGACGUCUUGGAGACGGCAUGGAAGAUGCCCGUGGCUGCCAAGCUGGCAGCCGUCGGUGGAAAGCGUUUCUUGGAGGAAGAAGGUCAGGCUUUGUGCAACUUCUCUGCUUCUGGGUGUGUUGUUUCUCUGACAGGCUCGAACCCUCUCCACGCUGAGGCGAUGCAGCACGUCAAGCAAGGCGGGCUGGUCGUCUACCUGGACGUGGACAGCGAGGACAUCAUACAGAGACUCACCAGGAUGAAGGUGAACAGGAUAGUGGGCCAGGAGGCCGGGGUCUCCAUGAGCGACAUCCUGCGUUACAGGAAACAGUUCUAUGAGAAAUGGCUCGAUGUUCGGGUUCUGUGUGGGACGGGAGACACAGUGGAGGAGGUAGCUGAGAAGGUGUUGAAAGCUGUGAGGAGAUAUCAGAACCAUGAUGAGGAAACCUUUGUAUCAACCAGGUGUGAUGGCGCAGGACGGUCCGAUCAGAAAACCUACUUCAGUGAUGUGGUUGUUGAGGGUCUGGCUGCAGACGGAGGCCUCUAUGUUCCCAGAAAUGGCUUCCCAAAGAUUGAUGCACGUGAAUGGUUGAGAUUAGCUUCCAUGUCAUACCAGGAACGAGCUUUAGUUUUACUGGAAAAGUGCAUCCACCCGCUGGACGUCUCCGCUUUGGAUCUCAGAGCGAUGAUAUUCAAGGCGUACGGGUCAAACUUUUCUAGUGAGGCCAUCGCUCCUGUAAAACACCUCACCCACAAUCAGUACGUUCAGGAGCUUUUUCACGGCCCCACCGCCUCAUUUAAGGACCUGGCCUUGCAGCUGAUGCCGCAGCUCUUCGCCUACUGCCUCCCGCCCAUGUGCAACUACCUCAUCCUGGUCGCCACGUCUGGAGACACUGGCAGCGCCGUCCUCAGCGGCUUCAGCAGGCUGAGCGGCGUUGACAGAAACCGGACGGGUGUGCUGGUGUUUUUCCCGGAGGAGGGAGUGAGCGAGAUUCAGAAGCUCCAGAUGACGAGCUACAGGGAGGGAAACGCCCGGGCCGUCAGCGUCCUGUCAGACUUCGACUUCUGCCAGAGAACCAUCAAGAGGAUGUUUGGAGAGUCGGGGCUGACCGGGCAUCUCGCUGUGGAGUACGGCACCGUCCUCAGCACCGCCAACUCCAUCAACUGGGCACGACUGCUGCCACAGGUGGUCUACCAUUCCUCAGCCUAUCUGGAUCUGUGCAGAGACGGUGUUAUCAAGUUCGGGGAGCCCGUUGAUGUUUGUAUCCCUACUGGCAACUUUGGCAACGCCAUGUCAGCUGUGUACGCCAAGCAAAUGGGCAUCCCGAUAAGGAAAGUCAUCUGUGCGUCCAACCACAACUGCGUCGUCGCCGACUUUAUCAACACAGGCGAAUACGAUCUGCGGGGACGGCCUCUGAUGCCGUCCCACUCCCCGGCUAUAGAUAUCCUGAAAUCCUCCAACCUGGAGAGGUUUAUCUACCACGUCUCAGACGGAGACAGCCGCCUUGUCAAGGACCUGUUCGCGCGCCUAGACGGGCAGCAGCACUUUCAGGUUCCUCAGUCUCUCGUUGGCAGGAUGCAGCAGGAAGUGCAGGCCGGCUGGUGCUCCGAGGACGACUGCCUGGCCGCCAUCCAGAGCGUUGGCGCGCAGACGGGCUACGUCAUGGACACGCACACCGGCGUGGCGAAAGUCGUGGCCGACAGGCUGCAGGACGGCUCGUGCCCCGUGGUGCUUUGUUCCACCGCUCACUACGGGAAAUUCGCUCCCGCUGUGUUCAAAGCUUUACAAAUCCACAAUAUUCCAGAGGAUCCUGUUGAGCAGCUGAAGAAGCUGCAAGUCGCCGCAUCCAGACCAGAAACACACGGAGAGAUGAUGAGAUGCCUGAAGGAAAGUGUCAGGAGGCGACACACUGUUUGUCCGGCAGAUUACAGUGUGUUGGUAGAGGAGGUGGAGAGCAUGAUACAGGACUCCUUCUUGAAAGUAAUGUAGAAUCAUUCUGGCUUUGUCACCAUCAUUUCAGCCAGAAUCUCCAAAACAUAAUCCUUAUGUGCCUUGUUUGCACUGCGCACACCAAUGAAUGUAAUUUUUUAAGCAAAUUCAACAAAAAACACAACUAAAAAAGAUGAAAAACAUAAAAGAAAAGUACCACACUAUAAGGAAGCGUCAUUUUUCAAUUGCUUUAAAGCUGUAAUUUUAAAGGCCCAACCUUACCUGAGAGUUCAGGAUUGAGAAAAAUGAGCACAGUCAUUCUGAUUGUGCAGUACCAGAGCUUUUAACUGUUUUAUGACCGAUUCUUUACGUCAUUAUCCGGAGACCUGGCCCACUAGAUGGGGGUGUCUACCUCUUGACCAGUGGCUGCUGUGUGGAAAACACACGUGGCAGCAUUUCAUUGUCGCUGUUUGAGUACAACAGGAAAUUACCUGUGAGGUUUGCAUCCAGUAAUUCCUACACGAGGCUGGAAAAGUUUCCGUAAUCCUCCUAUCAGUGUCCAUUGACUUAUUAACCAGGUGUCUAUCAGAUCGAAAGUGCUGUAUUCCUAUAAUAAAAAUCCCUUCAAACACA
Messenger RNA from Stegastes partitus (bicolor damselfish), 2852 nucleotides. It is a transcript of the gene thnsl1, whose product is annotated as threonine synthase like 1. Lineage: Eukaryota; Metazoa; Chordata; Actinopteri; Pomacentridae. Gene Ontology annotation, cellular component: cytoplasm. The record is from RefSeq and is a predicted model, not a curated record. Gene Ontology annotation, molecular function: pyridoxal phosphate binding. The coding region runs from base 102 to 2279 and encodes 725 amino acids. Gene Ontology annotation, biological process: amino acid metabolic process. The transcript is spliced from 3 exons.